AGCAGUCCCACAGUCAUGGGUUUGGAUGUACAUAGUGGCUGCAAAAGGAUUCGGAAGGAAAGGAAGCACAAGGACGACCUGCAUUAGAAAAUAUUUCCAUAUUUGUGCAAUAGGAUUGGAAGAACGAGGCACCUCCAUGCUUCACAACUGAAGGUUAGAACAAACACAGGCUGCCAGAUACCAUUGUAAACUGCCACAUCAGCAAGGACUGAACCUGGCCAGGGGAACUUCUCACCAAGAAAUAAGAUUUUCUAGGUUCUGGAGAAGUCAGUAUGUUGGAUCGGAUUCAUUGGCUGGCUGCCGUGACAGUCCUGGGAGUCCUGGAGCAAGCCUACUUCUUCCUCCAGGUGAUCUAUGCUAGGAGAUUGUUUGGCAUUUCACCUCCAAAGAUCUCAGGCCCUCCUGAAUUUGAAAGGAUCUUUCGAGCACAGGUGAACUCCUCUGAGUAUUUUCCCAUCUUCCUGGCACUUCUGUGGCAGGCUGGACUCUUCUUCCAUCAAGGUCUGGCUGCAGCCUUGGGUCUGCUCUAUCUCUAUGCCCGCUACUGCUACUUCAUGGGAUACAAGGCAUCAUCCUCAGAAAGACUUGCCCCGAUAUACUUCAGCGCUGGAGUUCUCUGGAUUCUCAUUGCAGUGUCAGCCCUGGGCAUCCUGCAUUUCUUCCUCUCUCACUAUGUGGGGCUGAACGUCCUCCAGCUUCUCACAGCAUGACCCACUCCUCUGUGCUUCAGCACUGUACCCACAUUUCUCCUCACAGAGAAAAGCAAGGCACGACUUCUCAAGAAUAUUUCUGGUUUUCACAUUCUCUGAGCCUCAGAGAAAGGAAAAACAAUUCUUAUCUCAUUUGCUGUGCCUGUGUUUGUGCAAAAGUAGAAUGCAAUAUGGAGACUGAUUACCCAAAGUGAUGGUGUUUUGCUUCCUUGGCCUAUCAGGGCCAAGUGUGUGUGUGUGUGUUGGGACUGUCAGCUGACAGUCAUGAGAUGCUGCAAUUGUGUGCAGUUGAGUGCUUGGCAGAUUCAGUUUAGAUGUAAUGUAACAUAGUGUAAUAUAGUAUAAUAAAGUAAUUAAUUAGCCUUCUGAUA
Molecule: messenger RNA, 1081 nt
Organism: Zonotrichia leucophrys gambelii
Lineage: Eukaryota; Metazoa; Chordata; Aves; Passeriformes; Passerellidae
Product: leukotriene C4 synthase-like
Exons: 6
Coding region: 273-710 (145 amino acids)
Biological process (GO): leukotriene biosynthetic process
Cellular component (GO): membrane; nuclear envelope; endoplasmic reticulum
Molecular function (GO): glutathione transferase activity; leukotriene-C4 synthase activity; glutathione peroxidase activity
Source: RefSeq, a predicted model, not a curated record